ACUCCAGUCGUGUACGACUGUCGUUAAUUGUAUCUUAUAUUUACAUUUUAUUCUAACGACACCUUGACUCGUUGCUGUUCUUUCCUUUUAACGAAUAUAUCGGGAAAAUCAUUUAUACGAGAUUUGUAUAGUAAUCGUUAUCGAGUAUAUAUAAAAAAAAAAAUAACCACCACGUCGGAUCGAACAUUGUUAUAUUUUGUUAUCGUUAAUUGUGACGAAGAAGAAGAAGAAGUUAAGAUUAAACGGAGAUGAGUCAAAAGACUAAGCUUCACAUACGGACUCUGAUUUGACGUUAACCAGAGAGCAGAAUGAUGAUAAUGAUGAUGAUGAUGAUGAUGAUGAUGAUGAUAAUGAUUUUCGACGUUGUCUACUACGACUACGAAAUUUGAGAUCUUGGCCAAUCCCUUUUUUUCUUCGAUUGAAAGAGAGAAAGAGAUAAAGAGAGUGGGGGAAGGAUGAGCCUUAGAGAAAGCGGAACUCUUAUGGGAAAAGUUUCGAAAUGUGCCGAGUCUAGCGAUGAUUCCACGGCGAUGAAUCGAAGGACGAGGAAUCAUGAGACACGAAAACGGUUGAAGGGCGUGUACACGCAAUAUAAUAAGAGGCAGGGCAGGUGAAAAGAUGAGAAAAUGAAGAAGAAAGAGAGGCGAUUCUAAUUGGAGAAUGAGCGGUUUUUUCAACUCACUCAAAAACCUCGCGUCGGGAGCCGCGUACGCAGGAAGCUCUGCUUCGAGAUAUCAAGAGCUGGAAGUCGAAGAUACGAAGAUGAGAUUUAGCUUAACUCCUCAGCCUGGGGAAAGUGGAUUUCAACAAUGGCUGGACGCGAUGAAAAUGGUAGCACGUUUGCCAGGAGGCAUACCAGCGGAAUUUCGAAAAAGACUUUGGCUAACACUAGCGGAACGUCAUCUGGAGCAAAGAGGUGUAGAUUGGAAGCAGGCUGAAAAAGUCUGCUUUAAUGAGUGGAGUAAUCCUGACGACGAGGAGCUUGGUAUACAAAUUGUAAAGGAUCUUCAUAGGACAGGAUGCAGUUUGUUUUGCGGGGCAGCUGGACGUGACAAUCAAGCUGUGCUACGUCGAGUUUUGCUCGGGUUCGCACGAUGGAACAAGUCGGUCGGUUAUUGUCAAGGAUUGAACGUAUUGGCGGCUCUUGUUUUACAAGUCAUGGAUCGUGUGGAAUCAUCGGCUGUGAAGGUGAUGAUCUAUCUAAUAGAAGGUGUUCUACCGGAAGGUUACUUCGCCGACAAUCUUCGCGGGCUUUCCGUCGACAUGGCUGUUUUUCGCGAUCUUCUUCGUUCGAGAAUGCCUAAAUUAUCCAAGCAUCUUGAAGUUUUGCAAAGCGACGCGAAAGACAAAGCAACAGAUAUGUUUUUUACAGGUAGCAGCUACGAGCCACCUCUUACGAAUGUAUUCACAAUGCAAUGGUUCCUCACACUUUUUUGUCAUUGUUUACCACAAGAUGCGGUACUCCGUGUCUGGGAUCUCAUAUUUCUCGAGGGUGACCAAGUCCUUCUAAGGACGGCUUUGGCCAUUUGGGAAAGUCUUUCCGACCGAAUUAUGACCGUGACGUCGGCAGACGAGUUUUACAGUAUCAUGGGAGUUCUCACACGAGAAAUGUUGGAAUUUACGGAUACGAAUAAUCUUAUAAAGAACAUUGUCAGUUUGGGACCAUUGCAUGGUGUGACUGGGCUCAGAGAAAAACAUAGGUAUAAUAUUACACCGUGGGCUAGAAAAUUAAGCGACGAUGAAGAUAGCGAUACCGAGGAAGACGAAAGAUUAGCCGUGGCUGCUGCUAUGUUUAGUAUGGCUCAAAAAUUGAAGAAAGGUGAACUUUUGAGUGAACACAUUUCCUCGACGAUGGGAGCGAUACAAGCAAUGGCUCCUGGCAGCGAUCGAGAACGUCUCGCUUUGGACAUCAGUACGUUGAAACAACAGUAUGCUAAGCUUCGAGAACGACAACGGCAAGCUCAUAUUAUACUCUCCGCCGCGUGUGCGAGACAGUCGAUGGUUCCUCCUCCCACUUCUCAGGCCAUGAAUCACCUGUUAGUCGGUAAGAAUGCCCUAGUGAGUGGAAAAAAUCGAUCACUCGGUUUGUCCUCUGGUACGACCCCUUCCAAGACGAGACCCGUAGUUCUUCACAGUCCACGAGCUCAAAGUAAAAAGGAGAGACAGCAAGUUGUCACUUUGCAUUGGAAAGACACGAAGAGGCAGAAACAUAAAUUUACCGAGACACCUGCCGAGGCUACAGAAUGCAAGGAGAAGUCGAUACAAUCGCCGGAAGAGACGAUGACGACGAUGACGACGACGACGGAUGAGCAAACGUCACCAAAAAGCGGCGGGACCGUCGACAGUGACAGCGAUAGCACGUCGACUGAAUUAUGCGACGAACCUGAUCGUUUCAGUGACGUAGACAGCGAAGAACUAACGUCAGCAGCAUCGGACAAUUAUUACGUCAUGGCGGGGGAGGAGGAGGAGGAGAAGGAGGAGGAGAAGAAGAAGAAGAAGAAGGGCGGGAGAGUCGAGGGGUCUUCGACCUCGGGGAAUUCACCCGUUCGUUUGCCCCCUGACGUAACGACUAGCUCCCGUGACGUCAUCGAGGGAAAUAGUCCCGAUUUAGCGGAAACAUCGAUAGCUAAAAUCACCGAUCAAAUAAGAAGAUUAUCGGCUGAAGAUGACAAUAAUACGAUGGUUCCUCAAACGCUUUUCAAAAUUGAAAGCAAGCAAGAUGAUGUUGUAACGACUAAAACGUUGCAAGAAGUCGAUCAAUUUAAAUCUUCUAAGUGUCAAAACGGUCACGACGAUGAAAAAAAAUGUUUAAGUUUAUACGACAAUCAUGAUUAUUUCAAAUUAAAUUACGACGAGCCAAAGACGACGAUGAUCUAUAUCCCGGAUGAGAAAAACAACGAAACUAUCGAGAACAAAAAGGACGACGUUAACGCGGAAUUAAUGAGCGAUCUUCGAUCGAUGACGAAAGCAAUUGAGCUCGAUAAUUACGGUGAUAGUAGCAAGAACGUUCCUGGCUUAUCGUCCGACGAUGUUCAUGAUUUCAUUUCCAAGGAAUCUAUUAUAGAUUCGGACAUCAUUUCCAAAUACGAUACCGUCUCUAUAAUUAAGAAUUACGAUAAACAAAACGAAUAUUCGGAUAAGAAAGACAAACUUGAUCAGUUAUCUUUGGAUUCUUCUAAGACUGAAGGGUCACCGAUCGAGGUUGAUAAAAAAUUUGAAAGAUCUACGGAUAGUUAUAAAUCAAUCGAUUUGAAAUUAUCGGAUACAAAGGUUAAGCUUGAUUUUGAAGUCUCGUUGGAUUCUUAUAAAUCUAGAAGUGUUUUGUCAAUUGACACGAAUGAAACAGAUUUUCAAGUUUCUUUGGAUUCUUAUAAAUCUUUGAAAUCGUCUGAUAUUAAUGAUAAACCCUUCGAGACAUCUUUGGAUAUUUACAAAUCGUCAAAUUUAUCGGAUAGAAAUGAUGAACGCGUCGAAGCGUCUCUUCAUUCUUACGAAUCUUUAAAGUCAUCGGAUACUAGCAUCAAACGAUUCGGAACAUCUUUGGAUUCUUAUAAAUCUUUAAAAUCACCAGAUACGAAAGACGAAAAACGUUUUGAAACGUUUUCUUUGGACUCUUACAAAUCUUUGAAAUCAUUGGACACUAAUGACAAAAGCCUUGAGGUAUCGUUAGACUCUUUAAAAAAAAGUAUGGAUACCCUAGAAACAAAGGAUAAACCAUUUCAUUGUGAAACGUUGUUGAAUUCUUACAAAUCGCUGAUUAAAUCGCCGAUCAAAUCGCCAAUCAAAUCGCCGAGCAAAUCUCCAAUCAAAUCGCCAGUUAAAUCACCGGACUCAACGGACAAAAGUUUCGAAAGCUCGUUAAAGACUUACACGAACGUUUUUUCCCAGAGUUCUCAGAGAAAAGAUAUUACAUUGGAUUUUUCAUCGACUAAUUCGACGCUCUCUAAGCAAAGUUUUUACACGUCGAAAACUUAUGUGGUUGGCCAUCUUCCAAUUUCACCGAUAACCGUAGAUCAUAAAAUAAAUACGUUGAAUCGAGUCUCUUACGGUAUUACCGAUGACACCCAAGUUGCGACGUUAGAUGUUAGUAAAAAUACGGAUCACCCGUUAGACGGAAAAUUGAAAAGCAUACAAAGCAGUAAAUCUUAUAUAGAAACGAAGAAGAGUCCUAGAACGCCGGAAAGUUCAAAGUCAUUCAGCUCGGGCGAAACAAUGGGUCCGGAUUCAAAGGGCUCGAGUUUGACCAUCAGUCCAAGGACACCAGUUAAAUCGGUCUCUCGAGAGUUCUCCGCGGACAAGUCGAUAUGUUCCUCGAUAAGCUCGGAUACGAAAACCCUCGUCCUUCUAUCUACAACCGAAUCCGACGUAGCAAGAGAGAGUCCAAGAUUGGAAGAAAAGAAAUCGUCUUACGAAAAGUCGAGUCCUUCGACGCCAUUUAGUACAGACUCGCUCAAGUACAAAUCAGAAUCGAGUCCAAAACUCAUCAUAAGCAGCUCCAGUGACUCCUGCAGUCCGAGCAAAAUGAAGUCUUCCGAGAGGUCCUUCAGUUCGGACCUUCGAUCGCCUAUAAGUGCCAAUUCUAUAAAAUACACUUGGAACUACGGCAAACGAGGUCAAGAUAAUAUUUCUGACUCGUCCAUCGAUCUGAGCACGGCCGUCUCGCCGUUUUAUCCGAUCGCACAUCCCAAUCAAAAGACCCCGUCGCCGUACAGUGUUUCUAGACGAAGAUGUAGCACGGAUAGCGCGGAUACCUCGCCGGAACAAAGAUUAUCUGUUUCGAAGGAUUCGACCAAAUGUUCGAGUAACAAUCGAAUUCAUUUGGAUUCAGUAUCUUUGAGGAUCGAAAACAGAGAAGAAAAUGCAGUUUUGAAGAAAAAUACGUCCUUGAAUGUUUUAGAAAGGGAUCGAGAAAAAAGGGAUCGGGAGAAAAGCGAUUCGACGAAUUUAUACGAAUUCGGAUCUAAUUCGAUUUUGUAUAGAAACGAGAACAAGGAAGAUUCUGCGGAGAAUAAUGGUGACGAUCGGUUGUCCGAGACAGAUACGGUAUCACAGUUGCCUCGUGAACAAUUGAACAAACAUUUCAUGAAUCUUAAUUGCAGGCACAAGGAUCGCUCGAAAUUCAUGGAAAGAAGUUCCAGCAGUCUGGAUCGAAGGUUCGCAGAUUUGAAAUCUUCGGCAUCUACGGACGAACUCUCAACGUCGAUCGCAAAGAAAAGAUCGAGUGACAUUUUGGAAGACAUGAAGCAUCUCGAGGCAAAGGCAUUUAGUGAUGGACCAUCGGAUAGUGCUAUACUCAGUAAGAAGACCAGUUACAUAUGGGAGGAUUUCAAGAAUCUCGAGGCCAGACGUCAAGACAAUUUCAGUAAUUCGGCAAGUAAUUUUUCGAGAAAUCGAUUAGACGUUACCGAUAUUACCCCAACGUCCUAUAAUUUAACGAACGUAGAUGCUAGAAAAUCAUACGUUGUGCGACCAAAGAUAAAUAUAGACGAGGGUGUCGAUAGUAUUUUAAAGACGGUCUCGCUUAACAAGUGUAACGAUAACGACAACAACGACGUAGACAAGCACGAAGACGAAGACGACGGUAGGGAAUCUAAAUUAGGUGUUUGGACUAAGGUAAAACCGAGGAAGAAGGGAAACAACGGUAGAAGAAGUAGCGACAGAGCAUUGAAAAUAAUCCAAGAAAAUUCGGCGAUUCUUCAAAAGAUUCUCGCAUGUCAAGCAAAAAAACGUCUACCCGAUUUGGAGGAAAUAUCAAAGGAGAUCACGAUCAGUCCAAUUAAUGAGGAAAUUUCGAAGAUAUUCAGUCCAAUAUUAGAGAAGAUGGGAUUGAACGAGCACGAGAUAAACGAGGAGUUGGCUCGAAUUAAUUUUCAUGAUUUCGACAAUAUGACGGGAACAAGUGUGUCCGAAUUUGAUGCGAAAAUCAACGAGGAACUCUCGAAGUUAUCGUUGAUCGACGAGACCGAACGUAUGGAAGAUCUUGACGUGGAUGAGAUUAUAUCUCACAAAUAUUUUGACACGAGGGAAGCUCUGAUAGAUCGGAAGAUUAACGAGGAACUGUCGAAACUUUUGGCAAACUACGAGGAAGAGCCACGAUUGAGCGUGGCUACAUUGGAAAAGGGUUCCUCCAGUCAGAAUAUCAGCGAUACCGAAGGCCUCGACUUGACUAGCAUCUCGACUAACGUUUUUUCCUAUAAAUCGUCCAACGAUUCUAUCGAGACGAGAAGCGAGCAAGGUUCUCUUCAAGAAACAUCGAUUCAGAACGAAAGAUUCCCUCAAUACGCUCAACCGACUUCACCUUACUCAACGUCGACCUACGUACGAUAUCUUUCACCCAAAAGUGACAUAGACAUCUACAGAGAACUAGAAAAAUUGGACAAGAUAUCAUCAGCACAGGUGAUUCCUGACACCCCAUUGGACAUUUCUCCAAAAAUCUUGUCACCGGUUGCGGUUGCCUACGUUACUAAUGCAUCCCCUUACACUUCCGACGUAUCCACUCCAAUUGGAUAUUCACCAAAAAUGAUGUCAUCGUUCGAUACCUCCCCGUUAAAAACUUCUUACGAUCCUUACAAAACUUUCGAUUAUAAAAGUAAUUUAUCACCAAGAAGGGUACCUAAUAAUCCAUAUACCCCACGUCCCUACGACAAUGCAGUUGAUUCAAAUUUUGAAUAUUAUGAUCGCGAAUCUACUACGAUCUGUACUAAUUCUCCCUAUGACGUUCAUUCGAAGAGUCCUAUUUUAACGAAGGAAUCAUUGGAAUUUCGCGUUAGAUACGACAACGAGUCACCUCAACGAAAACUCAGCGACGAACCAUUCGGUCUGUCGAUAGAGAACAAACAGAUGAAUAAAGAGAAAAGUAUUUUGUAUUUUGGUGAUGAUAGUAACAAAAUUGUCACUCCCAACAAGUCAACUGGAAAGGAAUCGAGAACACAUGAUAUUGUUGCUAGUUCUUAUUUCGAUUAUUCAAGUGAAAGUUCGAAUCUCUUGCGUCGCAAAUACGAUCAACCAUCACCUAUGAGAAAUUAUAUUCACGAUAAGAAUCUCGAAUACGAUGGAGUUUUAUCCGGCAUGUUAGAAAACGAAUCGAAAGUGGUAACCUAUUUGCGUGAUUACCAGCCAACUCUUUCUCCUAAUCGACAAUUCGAUCAACCCUUUACACCGACCAUUAAUUAUCUCUCCACAAAACUUUCACCAAACAUUGCAGACGAAACCAAUCGACCUAUUUCUAAUCCCGACUUUCCAGACAAAAUUACUAUCACCGGGCAAUACACCGAACAACCAACCAGAGGUUCCAGUUGUUACAAAAAAUCAUCUUUGAGUUUGGCCAAUUUAGGACGAGCUAGCAAAAACGGUGAGGAUAAUCUGAACUCAACGCCUAGUCCAAAGGCUCAAUUCAGUCCGUUUCCGGUAAAGAAUGCGUCGAAGAAACCGAAAGAGUUAGGUCUUAAAUUAGGCCUCUAUUCGCCGAAAAAUUCGCCUAGUGGACCCUUGAGAAGAUCGUAGUUGAUCGCAUUGUUCGUCUUUUUUACCUUUGCUUUGAAGGUACACGUAUUUAAAUAUACGUUAAUGCAAUAUUUCUUUUUUUAAGAAACACAUAGGCCGAACGAUGACGAGAAAGCCUACAUACACGAUAAAAAAAGAUAAAACAAAAAGAUCUUGUGUUGUUAAUGUCCAAAUGCGAUGUUUUAUAUACCUCUUCGACGCAUACACUCGCAUAAGUUUUUUGUUUUUGUUUAAAACGACAAGCGCGCCUAAAGCUGUCCUUUCUAAGUACUUCUCAUUUUCUGAUAGUAUAUACAUAUAUACAUAUAUAAAUAUAAAUAUAUAUAUAUAUAUAUAUUGUUACGUGAAUUAGAUAAUAUUAUAAUUAUAAGAGAUUAAAGUAUCAACUAAUAAUUUAUUUUUAAGUUACGUGAUAAAACAGCGAAAAGCUCUGCGCCAAGUUUUUCUUGUUCGUUGAUAGAAUAAUAAACUGAAUGAAUUAUUGGGAUGAUAAAUCGUAAAAGAAGGCGUUAAGAAAGAGGCACUUGAAGGUAGAGUGUACACUUGAAUAAGUUUUCUCUAAGUGGUGCAAUAAUGAACGGUUGAUCUUUGAUCUUGUACCUGUAAUUCGAAGUUACUAUCAUUCGUGUUACGACUUUAGACCGUUAAUUUAAAAACGAAUUCGUUUCGAAUUCUACCAUUUGCUAAAGUUUGUCAAGAGAAAAAACUAAUUGUAAGAUUGACAUGCAUAUAAACGCUAUCGAAAACUCAAAUUUUCUAAUAAAUGCCUUUGGCUCCAUCCAAUUUUGCUGAUCAUAUACGCAUAUAUAAUAUAUAUUAUAUUAUAUUAUAUUAUAUUAUAUUAUAUUAUAUUA
Polistes canadensis is the source of this 8357-nucleotide messenger RNA. RefSeq lists its product as uncharacterized. Gene Ontology annotation, cellular component: endoplasmic reticulum. The transcript has 11 exons. The record is from RefSeq and is a predicted model, not a curated record. NCBI's taxonomy places the organism in Eukaryota, Metazoa, Arthropoda, Insecta, Hymenoptera, Vespidae. The coding region runs from base 661 to 7503 and encodes 2280 amino acids.